AUGAGUCCGUGGCGUUCACCUUGUGUCUACGUUAAGAAGAAGACUGGUGGUGUCCGUAUCUGCGUGGACUAUCGUGAACUAAAUCGUCGGUCCCACAUGUCCGCUUACCCCCUUCCUCGACCUGACUUUGUGCAGGAUGACUUGAAGGGUGCCCGUUUCUUUACAUCUCUGGACCUGAAGUCUGGUUACUGGCAAGUACCCGUCUCUGCCGCUGAUAUCCCGAAGACCGCUUUCUGUCCGGGGAAUGGUUUUCCCCUCUAUGAGUUUUUGCGUAUGCCGUUUGGUCUACAUGAUGCUCCUGCUACUUUCCAGAAACUCAUGGAGGACAUCCUGGGCGACCUACCAUUCGUCAAGAUCUAUCUUGAUGAUAUUUUGAUUUUCUCUCCGGACAUGGAGACUCAUGUUCGGCACCUUCGUGUGGUCUUCGAGAGGUUGUCCGCUGCUAAGGUAACUUUGGGUGCUACUAAAUGUGACUUUGCCAUGGAGGAGAUAUCCUACUUGGGCCAUAUUUAUGACAAGUUUGGUAUGCGUCCCGAUCCUGACCGUGUCCGUUGUAUAAUGGAAUGGCCACUACCUGAGACAGUUCGUGAUGUGAGGCGGUUUAUGGGACUGGUUGGCUAUUACCGUUCUUUCAUUCCACGUUUCACGGCUAUGGCCAAGCCAGUGCAGGAUUUGGUCAGCUUGUGUGCCGACCAACCCGACACUAUUCGCCUACAUUGGAAAGAAGACCAACAGCGUUCCUUUGAGGCCCUUCGUUCGGCCUUGGCCGGUUUGCCCGCUCUCGCCUACCCUGACUUUGACGCCCCUUUCCAGUUAUGUUGUGAUGCAAGUGACUUUGCUAUUGGUUCUGUCUUGGAACAAGAACAUCGUCCGCUAGCGUUCUUUUCUCAAGUUCUUACGGGUGCUCAGCUUCGGUGGCACACGUAUGAGAAAGAAG
Messenger RNA from Perkinsus marinus ATCC 50983, 937 nucleotides. RefSeq names its product retrovirus polyprotein, putative. The record is from RefSeq and is a predicted model, not a curated record. NCBI's taxonomy places the organism in Eukaryota, Perkinsozoa, Perkinsida, Perkinsidae. The annotation marks the transcript as partial. The transcript has a single exon.